Castor canadensis (American beaver) is the source of this 657-nucleotide messenger RNA. Its product is annotated as glutathione S-transferase Mu 2-like. Gene Ontology annotation, molecular function: glutathione transferase activity. NCBI's taxonomy places the organism in Eukaryota, Metazoa, Chordata, Mammalia, Rodentia, Castoridae. The record is from RefSeq and is a predicted model, not a curated record. Gene Ontology annotation, biological process: glutathione metabolic process.
AUGCCCAUGACGCUGGGUUACUGGGACAUCCGCGGGCUGACUCAUGCCAUCCGCCUCUUCUUGGAAUACACAGACUCAAGCUAUGAAGAGAAGUUGUACAGCAUGGGGGACGCUCCCGACUAUGACAGAAGCCAGUGGCUGAGUGAGAAAUUCACACUGGGCCUGGACUUCCCCAAUCUGCCCUACUUAAUCGAUGGGGCUCGCAAGAUCACACAGAGCAACGCCAUCUUGCGCUACAUUGCCCGCAAGCAUGACCUGUGUGGGCAGACAGAAGAGGAGAAGAUCCGUGUGGACAUUUUGGAGAACCAAGUCAUGGACACCCGUCUACAGCUUGUCAUGCUCUGCUACAACCCUGACUUUGAGAAACUGAAGCCAGAGUUCUUGGAGGGCCUCCCUGAGAAGAUGAAGCUGUACUCACAGUUCCUGGGGAAGAGGCCAUGGUUUGCAGGGGACAAGAUCACCUUUGUGGAUUUCAUUGCUUAUGACGUCCUUGACCAGCACCGUAUAUUUGAGCCCAAGUGCCUGGAUGCGUUCCCAAACCUGAAGGACUUUCUGUCCCGCUUUGAGGGCCUGAAGAAGAUCUCUGCCUACAUGAAGUCCAGCCGCUUCCUUCGAAGCCCAAUAUAUUUAAAGACAGCCAUGUGGGGCAACAAGUAG